Molecule: messenger RNA, 3113 nt
Organism: Diceros bicornis minor
Lineage: Eukaryota; Metazoa; Chordata; Mammalia; Perissodactyla; Rhinocerotidae
Gene: ECT2
Product: epithelial cell transforming 2
Biological process (GO): regulation of cytokinesis, actomyosin contractile ring assembly; mitotic cytokinesis; activation of GTPase activity
Cellular component (GO): nucleus; cell cortex
Molecular function (GO): GTPase activator activity; guanyl-nucleotide exchange factor activity
Source: RefSeq, a predicted model, not a curated record
GCUCACUUUUUGAAUCGCUGAGGCUGCUGCCGGCGAGGAAUGGCGGUGAGCGUGAGAGGAGUCGGCGCUUGAAGAGGCGGCACUUCCAGGGCGUUGUUUGAGAGUGCCAACGUAGAAGAGUACAAACAAUGGCUGACAAUACUGUGUCAACAUCCACUUCUGGGAGGACAAGCUUGGCCGACUCUUCCAUUUUUGAUUCUAAAGUUACUGAAACUUCUAAGGAAAACUUAUUUAUUGGAUCCACUUCAUAUGUUGAAGAAGAAAUGCCUCAAGUUGAAACAAGAGUGAUAUUAGUUCAAGAAGCUGGAAAACAAGAAGAACUUUUAAGAGCAUUAAAGACUAUUAAAAUAAUGGAAGUCCCUGUUAUAAAGAUAAAAGAAAGUUGUCCUGGAAAAUCGGAUGAAAAAUUAAUAAAAAGUAUUGUUAAUAUGGAAAUUAAAGUGCCUUUUGUAAAGAUGGCAUCAGUGGAAGAAUUUGACAGUUUGGAUUCUCCAGAAUUUGAAAAUGUAUUUGUAGUCGUGAACUUCCAGGAUGCUGUCUUUAAUGAAUUAUACAAGACUGAUUGUAGAGUUAUUGGACCACCAGUUGUAUUAAACUGUGCACGGAAAGAAGAGCCUUUGCCGUUUUCAUGUCGCCCACUCUAUUGUACAAGCAUGAUGAAUCUAGUACUGUGCUUUACUGGAUUCAGGAAGAAAGAAGAACUGGUCAAAUUAGUGACAUUGGUCCAUCACAUGGGUGGCGUUAUUCGAAGAGACUUUAAUUCAAAAAUUACACAUUUGGUGGCAAAUUGUACACAAGGAGAAAAAUUCAGGAUUGCUGUGAGCCUGGGUACUCCAAUUAUGAAGCCAGAAUGGAUUUAUAAAGCUUGGGAAAGACGAAAUGAACAGGAUUUCUGUGCAUCAGUUGAUGACUUUAGAAAUGAAUUUAAAGUUCCUCCAUUUCAAGAUUGCAUUUUAAGUUUCCUUGGAUUUUCAGAUGAAGAGAAAACGAAUAUGGAAGAAAUGACUGAAAUGCAAGGAGGUAACUAUUUACCAGUUGGAGAUGAAAGAUGCACUCACCUUAUAGUUGAAGAGAAUAUAGUAAAAGAACUUCCAUUUGAACCUUCAAAGAAGCUUUAUGUUGUCAAGCAAGAGUGGUUCUGGGGAAGCAUUCAAAUGGAUGCCCGAGCUGGAGAAACUAUGUAUUUAUAUGAAAAGGCUAAUACACCUGAGCUCAAGAAAUCAGUGUCACUGCUUUCUCUAAAUACCCCAAACAGCAAUCGCAAAAGACGUCGUUUAAAAGAGACACUUGCUCAGCUUUCAAGAGAGACAGACAUGUCACCUUUCCCUCCCCGUAAGCGCCCAUCAGCUGAACAUUCCCUUUCUAUAGGCUCACUCCUAGAUAUCUCCAACACACCAGAGUCUAGCAUUAACUGUGGAGAAACACCAAAGUCUUGUACUAAGUCUUCUAAAAAUUCCACUCCGGUUCCUUCAAAGCAGUCAGCCAGGUGGCAAGUUGCAAAGGAGCUCUAUCAGACUGAAAGUAAUUAUGUAAAUAUAUUGGCCACAAUUAUUCAGUUAUUUCAGGUACCACUGGAAGAGGAAGGACAACGUGGUGGGCCUAUCCUUGCACCAGAAGAGAUUAAGACUAUUUUUGGUAGUAUCCCAGAUAUCUUCGAUGUGCACACUAAGAUAAAGGAUGAUCUUGAAGACCUUAUUGUUAAUUGGGAUGAGAGCAAAAGCAUUGGUGACAUCUUUCUUAAAUAUUCAAAAGAUUUGGUAAAAACCUAUCCUCCCUUUGUAAACUUCUUUGAAAUGAGCAAGGAAACAAUUAUUAAAUGUGAAAAACAGAAACCCAGAUUUCAUGCUUUUCUGAAGAUAAACCAAGCUAAACCAGAAUGUGGACGGCAAAGCCUUGUUGAACUUCUCAUCCGACCAGUACAGAGGUUACCCAGUGUUGCGUUACUUUUAAAUGAUCUUAAGAAGCAUACAGCUGAAGAGAAUCCUGACAAAAGCACUCUAGAAAAAGCCAUUGGAUCACUAAAGGAAGUAAUGACGCAUAUUAAUGAAGAUAAGAGAAAAACUGAAGCUCAAAAGCAAAUUUUUGAUGUUGUCUAUGAAGUAGAUGGAUGCCCAGCUAAUCUUUUAUCUUCUCACCGAAGCUUAGUCCAACGAGUUGAAACAAUUUCUCUAGGUGAGCACCCCUGUGACAGAGGAGAACAAGUAACUCUCUUCCUCUUCAAUGACUGCCUGGAGAUAGCAAGAAAACGGCACAAGGUUAUUGGCCCUUUUAGGAGUCCUCAUGGCCAUACCCGACCCCCAGCUUCUCUUAAGCAUAUUCAUCUAAUGCCUCUUUCUCAAAUUAAGAAGGUGCUGGACAUAAGAGAGACAGAAGAUUGUCAUAAUGCUUUUGCCUUACUUGUGAGGCCACCAACAGAGCAGGCAAAUGUGCUGCUCAGUUUCCAGAUGACAUCGGAGGAACUUCCAAAAGAAAACUGGUUAAAGAUGCUAUGUCGACAUGUAGCCAACACCAUUUGUAAAGCAGAUGCUGAGAACCUUAUUUACACUGCUGAUCCAGAAUCCUUUGAAGUAAAUACAAAAGAUAUGGACAGUACAUUGAGUAGAGCAUCUAGAGCAAUAAAAAAGACUUCAAAAAAGGUUACAAGAGCAUUCUCUUUCUCCAAAACUCCAAAAAGAGCUCUACGCAGGGCCCUUAUGGCGUCUCAAAGCUCAGUGGAGGGAAGAAGUCCUCCCAGCAGUGACAAGCAUGUAAUGAGUCGUCUGUCUAGCACAUCAUCAUUAGCAAUUACCCAUUCUGUUUCCACAAGCAAUGUAAUUGGAUUUGCUAAGCUUCUUUUUGUUCAGCGCUCAAACUCUACUGGUGGGCGCUCUCAGAAUUCCUGGUUUCGAUCUAUACGUCAUUCUGCCUCACGAGCUAGUUUUUCAGAGAUACUAGAAGAAAAUACUUUUCCAAAUUUCAAAAAAGUUCUAUCCAAGUCAUCUUUGACAUUUGUGAAGAAUUAGGAGAUAUGCCAACCAGUAAUGGAAACAAGCCUCGUGAAGUUUAAUGGUAUCCCAUCUCCCUCCCUUGUCAGCCUUCCUUCCUUUUUUGAAAGGAGAAGUCAUACUUUAAGU